AUGGGGCACCAAAAGACGCGUGCCAAGGUCAAGGCCACCGGCAAAGGGAUGUUGAAGAGGAGCGUCAAGCUUAACGACCUCGAGGUGGAGGAGGAACUGGUCCUGGCCCGGGAGAGCAGCGAGGAGAGGGUGCUGGAGUGGACCAUCGUCCGUACCUCGCUUCCAGUCACCAACUGGGCGGGGCGACUGAGCGUCAGGCCCGUGGGCCGCUCUCGAUCUCGGGUCUCCUUUGAGUGCACUUUCGACUCGCUGGACCGAGACAUGAAGGCCCUCUUCGCCAAACUCUACGACGAGGGCCUCAACAGGAUCAAGGUCUCCUGUGAGGGCUGA
This is a messenger RNA of Acanthamoeba castellanii str. Neff, 330 nucleotides long. RefSeq lists its product as uncharacterized. The transcript is spliced from 2 exons. The record is from RefSeq and is a predicted model, not a curated record. Bases 1 to 330 code for a protein of 109 amino acids. NCBI's taxonomy places the organism in Eukaryota, Discosea, Longamoebia, Acanthamoebidae.